UUGAAGGAAAAUAAAAAAGUGCCAACAUUUUCGCCACCAAUACCAGAUUAUAAAGCAAAUGCAAUUCAAUCGAUGGGAAAUGGUUUAUUAAAUAAAGUUGUGCUUCUUUUUGAAAAACCAUUUUGGGAAAACGGCGGAAAAUUUUAUUUUGCCAAUAUUUCUUCAUCAAUGUGAGUUUUACCAAAGAUUUAAAACAUUAAAGGGGGUGUCCUUCUACAUGAAAAAUCAAGUCCGCAAUUGUGCGUCACAUUUUUGGACUAACUAUUAGCAAGCCUAAAGUUGAUUAAAAUCGCCUUCCAUUGUUUAAAAAUGUUAGGAAAUGCAUUUCGCGAGAAAUACACACAAAUAAAUUAUGUGUGUGAAGAGCACACAUGUUUUUUAUAUGCACUAAAACCUUAAAACCUGAGAAAAACAUGGAUAAAAUGGUGAAAAAUCACUCUAGAAUCAAAAUUAAAUAUGGAAUGUUUCAGGAGCACCUUAGCUCUAUCGAUUAAGCCUAAGUUUCCCUGUAGCAGGACAACCCCUUUAAUCAAUAUUUUUUCUUGCAGAAAAGGUCGCGGUGAAAUGUUCCUUUGGCAAACAAUUCCAGAAAGUCGAGUUUUGACAACUUAUUUGGCUGGAUCUUCGGCGAAUUUGAAUUUACCAGAUGAAUUGAUUGUUGAAAAAGCUAUGCAUAUUUUGAGCUCCAUUUUCCCACAACAAUGUCCAAGAGCGGUUAGUGCUGAAAUAUCAGAUUUUUGAGGGAUUGUUUUUGUCAGAAAAUAUCUUUUUUUUUUGUUUAAUUUAUCUAAAAUUCUGAAAUCAGGCUUAUGCAGAAGCAGAAAAUUCGAUUUACUAAUUUUUGAAAAAUUUUGGGAAGAUUUCUAUUUUUCAGCCGUUGAAAUAUAAAGUAACAAAAUAUCAAGAUGAUGAAAUGGCAUUUGGAAGCGGUUCUUAUAUGAGUUUGAGAACAGAAAGUUAGUUUUGUUUGUUUUCUUGAAAUAUGAAAAUCCACAUUUUUGCAGUGAAACAUUACGAAGAAUUGACCAAACCAUUAAUCAGUCCGAAAUCGCAAAAAAAUACGGUUUAUUUUGCUGGCGAACACACCUCUGAGAGAUAUGGUGGAAGUCUUCAGGUAAUAUUCAGAUUAUGCGAAUUGAUUUGGAAAAAUAUAAUUUCAGGGUGCUUGGUUGUCUGGACUUCGUGUUGCAGCUGAUAUGGCUAAUGAAAUUUUGGGUAUCAGUUUUGUGAGCUGCGAAGACAUCGAGGUAGGUAAAAUGUCUCUAAUUGUCUUGCAAAUUCUGAAACUUAUCAGUUCUACGUUGUCCUUCAUGGGAUUGUUUUGAAAAAUUUAAAGGUCCCAUGUUUUUCCACAAAAUUUUUUUUCGAAACUUUUUAGAAUCAUCAUUUUUCCCUGAGAUCCUAGGUUUUUUCUAGAAGAUAAACCAAAAAAUUAAUAAUUGUUUUUUUCAGAUAAUCGAUGAGAAUGACAAUGAUGAAAUUUUGUCAAUGGAUCGACCAUAA
Molecule: messenger RNA, 1503 nt
Organism: Caenorhabditis angaria
Lineage: Eukaryota; Metazoa; Nematoda; Chromadorea; Rhabditida; Rhabditidae
Source: the annotation of a GenBank genome assembly